Molecule: messenger RNA, 1407 nt
Organism: Rhizophagus irregularis DAOM 181602=DAOM 197198
Lineage: Eukaryota; Fungi; Glomeromycota; Glomeromycetes; Glomerales; Glomeraceae
Source: RefSeq, a predicted model, not a curated record
AUGGAUUCAAAAUUAUCUUCAGAAAUUUUGAAAAAUUUUGAAAGUCUCUUUGAAUCGAAAGAAAAUUAUGAUGUUAUCAUACAAGUUGGUGAAGAACCAAAUAUAAAAGAAAUUUAUGCUCAUUCUCUUGUACUUCGUUGUCAAUCAAAUUAUUUUCGUACAGCAUUUUCUUCAAAUUGGGCGGAAAAAAUUGACGGAAAAUAUAUUUUUAAGAAACCUAAUAUUUCAUCACAUACUUUUGAAGUAAUUCUCAGGUAUUUAUAUUGUGGACAAGUAGAUUUGAGUGUUGAAAAAAAUGGACUAGACGUUUUAAAAUUAUUGAUUUCUACAGAUGAAUUUGGAUUGCAUACACUUAAUGAACAUCUCCAAGAAUUUAUUGUCAAUAAUCAAAAGGAAUUAUUACAAAAUGACACUGUCGGAAUUCUUGAAAUUAUUUUUCAACAUGAAUCAUUAACAACGUUACGUAAUUACUGUAUCGAAACAAUUUGUCAAGAGCCAAAUAUUUUAUUUGGAACUGAUAAAAUUUUGAAAUUACCAGCAGAACUAUUGGAAUUAUUACUUAAACGAGAUGACCUUGCAUUAAAAGAAAUUGAGAUAUGGAAUAACUUGAUAAAAUGGACCCAAUCAAAACACCUUACAAUCGACACUGAUACUUCUAAAUGGAACAGAGAAGAUUCUACAUUAAUGGGAGAGACAAUAUCAAGAUUUAUUCCUCUAAUCAGAUUUCAAGAUAUCACUUCAGAAGAUUUUUCUCUUAAUGUAUUACCUUAUGAAGAUUUAUUACCAAAGAAAUUAAAACAUGAAAUUUUAAAUUCAUAUUUAAACCCGAGUACGAAACGAAUAGAUUUGUUACCGUCAAGAAUGGCCUUUAAUAUUGGUAAAAUUGAUUCUCUUAUUAUAAAUAAAAAAUACAUGCCAUUAUUUGCAAGCUGGAUAGAUAGAAAAAAUGUAGCUUAUGAUUUAGAAAGAGUACCAUAUAAUUUUAAUCUAAUUUUACGUGGCAGUAGGGAUGGGUUUAGUGCUUCAUCAUUUCAUAAUAAAUGUGAUGACAAAGGAGCAACUAUUGUGAUAGCAAAAAUUAAAGGAACUAAUAAAAUAGUUGGAGGGUAUAAUCCAUAUAGUUGGUCAGGAAAUACUAAUGGAAAUACAAAUGACAGUUUUUUAUUUUUAUUUGAUGAUUACAGAAGCGUCGAUACUGGUAAUUUAUAUAGAGUAAAUGAUAAACGCUAUGCUGUAAGCUGGAAGAACUAUUAUGGAGUAUGUUUUGGGUACAAUGGAAGAUGGGCAGAUCUUUUAAUGUAUUCAGAUGGCAAAUGGAGUUCUUUUUGUACUUAUUAUCCUAAAAUUGACAUUUCCCACCAUUUUGAAGUUGAUGACUAUGAAGUAUUUAAUGUGAUAAAAAAAUAA